Molecule: messenger RNA, 1121 nt
Organism: Priapulus caudatus
Lineage: Eukaryota; Metazoa; Priapulida; Priapulimorpha; Priapulimorphida; Priapulidae
Product: thymidylate kinase-like
Exons: 5
Coding region: 170-841 (223 amino acids)
Biological process (GO): dTDP biosynthetic process; dUDP biosynthetic process; dTTP biosynthetic process
Cellular component (GO): cytosol; cytoplasm; nucleus
Molecular function (GO): dTMP kinase activity; ATP binding
Source: RefSeq, a predicted model, not a curated record
UCAAAGAUAAGUAAGUAGGUACUCGGAGGUGUACCGUGUAGCAUCUCUCAUUUACGAAAAUAUUCAACUAUUCUACAUUCCAAGUCUCCCCCAGCGCAUCAAAAGUGGAUGGAUUGAUGUGCUAAGUAACUGCUUAAUACUAGUAUAAUAUUGCGACGUCGCGUCGGUGAUGUUUGGAUCUGCGGUGAAGCGAGGAGCGUUGAUCGUCUUUGAAGGAUGUGAUCGAUGUGGAAAGACAACGCAGUGCAAAAAGCUGGUAGAUGUGCUGAAGAGCGAGGGCAAAAACGUCGAAUUCAUGAGAUUUCCAGAUGGAUCCACACACAUCGGAAAGAUGUGCAGGGAGUACCUGGAAUGCGGCAUAGAGCUGGAAGAUCACGCGAUACACCUCCUGUUCGCCGCCAACCGCUGGGAAGCUGCGCCGAAGAUGAGAGAGAAGCUGAUGAGUGGGACGACGCUGAUCGUUGAUCGAUACUCGUUCUCCGGUGUGGCGUUCUCCGCGGUGAAGCCUGGCAUGGAGCUCGCGUGGUGCAAGCACGCCGAGGCGGGGCUCCCCCGGCCCGACCUCGUCCUCUACCUCGACCUCUCUGCGGAGGCGGCGGCGAAGCGGGGAAGCUAUGGCGACGAGCGAUACGAGAAGGUCGGACUGCAGGGUCGCGUGCGGGAGACGUACCGGCGGCUGUUCGACGAGCGAUGGAGCGUCGUGGACGCCGACACGAGCGUGGAAGGGCUUCACACCCGUCUGAGAGCCGUCGUCGUGACGACGAUGGAGAGAAGCCAUCACCAACCUCUCGCUAGGCUCUGGACCGACGUCGCCGCUGACGACGGCGAUCACGCCAGCUGAGGGUUGGCGAAACACGUGGUUGAGAGCUGUCGUCAUCUCUAGCAAGCACCAACCGCUCACAAGCCUCUGUACUGACGCCGACGACGCCGACGCUAGCUGAGGGUUGGCUAAACACGUGGCUGAGAGCUGUCGUCAUCUCUAGCAAGCACCAACCGCUCGCAAGCGUCUGUACUGACGCCGACGCUCGCCGAGGGUUGGCUAAACACGUGGCUGAGAGCAGAGAUGCCAACACAUAUUUGAAGCAAUCUGUAGUUUCUGGCCAUCAAAUUAGUAGUUCGAG